Molecule: messenger RNA, 780 nt
Organism: Dentiscutata erythropus
Lineage: Eukaryota; Fungi; Glomeromycota; Glomeromycetes; Diversisporales; Gigasporaceae
Source: the annotation of a GenBank genome assembly
AUGGGAAACAAAAUAUCUCGUCGAAUUAUAAAGAGAAAAAAAUCUACACGAACUAAUUCAUCUAGAGAAUCAAGUACAAUUUCAUCUAGAGCUAGCAGUUCCAAUCUUCAAUUAACGCCGCAAUUGAGGACUGUAGCCGGUCGACCUUAUUUUGAUGAAAGCUUUUCCUCUUAUAUUUAUCCUGCAGAUUGGGAAGAAGCUGAUAGAAUUCAAGCGCUUCAUUUCGUUCUGAAACACAUAUUUAAUGGAAAUUACUCACAAGAAUUUCCCGAAGCAGAUGUCUAUGGCAUAGACAUAAUGUCAUCCUUUCCAAACCAGAUAAAACCUAAUAACUGUUACUUUCAAACAUGUGACAUACUUGAAGGUUUACCAUUUGAUGAUAAUGAGUUCGAUUAUGUUUUUAUGAGACAUAUGAAUGUAUCGAUAAAGAAAGAUCAAUGGCUGCCAGUAUUAAAAGAUAUAAAGAGAGUGAUGAAACCUGGUGGUGUUAUUGAAAGUGUAGAGCUUAAUUGUUUUCCAUACUCUACGGGUCCGGUUCAGACUCAAUUUAUGAAUAAAAUGAAUGAAGCAAUGAUCGAAGUUUUAGAUAUGGAUCUCCAAUUUAAGCUUGAACCGAUGUUUAAAGAUUUAGAAUUUCAAAAUGUAACAAGCAUUACGCCAGUGAUGAACCUAACCGAGGAUGAAUGGGAUCGGUUGCAAAAAAUAAUGUAUUUUGAAGAGAUUGAUAAAUAUCAUUCAUAUCAAGAACAUUAUAUCGUUUUGGCUACUAAAGAUAGUUAA